Peromyscus leucopus (white-footed mouse) is the source of this 3252-nucleotide messenger RNA. RefSeq names its product leucine zipper tumor suppressor 2 (gene Lzts2). The transcript is spliced from 3 exons. The record is from RefSeq and is a predicted model, not a curated record. The coding region runs from base 1317 to 2675 and encodes 452 amino acids. Gene Ontology annotation, biological process: negative regulation of canonical Wnt signaling pathway; cell division. Lineage: Eukaryota; Metazoa; Chordata; Mammalia; Rodentia; Cricetidae.
AUAUUAAUUUAUGCUUUCUCAGUAAUAAAACUCAGUCUUGUAAGACAUAAGAAUUCACACAUACAGCUGGCCAUGGUGGCACAGGUUUAGAAUCCUAGCCCUCUGAACGCUGAGGCAGGAGGAUCCAUGAGUUUGAGGCCUGCCUGUGUACAUAGCACAGCCCUAUUUCAGUCAUGUUCCCCACAUCACACACACACAUACAUGUACGGAUGUACUGAUGACACCUGUCUAAACACACGUCUACUCAAUGCGUAUUUUCAUCCACAUUUUCACAAAUACUGCUCAUUUUUAUGCUUCUGUAGGUGUGCUCACACCCACAAGUAAAUGCACACACUCUUACGGAAUUCUCUGUUCACUUCUUGGCCCCUGCUCCACAUGAUGACUUCAGCAGAUGCCUAAGUCUUGGUCAUCAGCAGCCUUGGGACUGGGAGGGAGUUCCGGGUUGGAGGCUUGCUGUCCCUUUCGGGAAGGAGCUGUACUGGGGAGGUGGAGCCAGCUUACUUGAGAUCCCACCAGAGGUGGUGGAGCCCCAUAGGGGUUACUCUGAAGAGUAACUGAAGCAGGAAGGUUUGUAAAGGUUGACACUUGGCCGGGGCCUGUGUAGGCUCCCUUAGUCCUGAGUGGAUGGCAGAAGCUAGGAGUUGUCAUGGAAACAAGCAUAGCCAGCAUCAACCUCUGGGAGGUAGGAGACCCCAGAGGGCACCUGUGGGUUCCUCAGACCUGUGAGCUUUCCUGUUUGGCCAGCUCCACCCUUGCUGCCUCCGUGUCUGGGAGAAACUGAGGCCCAGCAGUGGGAGGCUGGACACUGCCUGGCUGUGGCUCUUUGUUCCCUAAUUACCAUCUGAGUUGGUGAUGGCAUCCUUGACGUGUUCUCUGCCCAAACAGCCCAGUAACGAGGCCACCUGUCCCAGGAGAGUAGGGCCCUGUACUGGGAGCUAGUAGUUAGGGAUCUCUGCCCAGUCCGAGUUUUGGCCUUUAUAGGGGAUGCAGGUUAGGGCUUAAGACUGGGUCUUCCCUGCCAGGGAACCUGCAUAGCCUCCUGGGUCCCCUGUUCCUUCAUCAUCUCUGGCCGAAUUAUUCCUUAGCCUUGUCCAGACUAGAGCUGGGUAGUGAGUGGUGUAGGGCCCAGGGAAAACGGAGGUUCCUGCCAGUUCCUGGAGAGGAAGCCUUGUUACUAUGCUGGGAGUGUGCUGCCUGGAGGAGGGGGUCAGGAGCAGGCCUAUGGGGAGAGAACUCAAGGUGUAGGGGCUCUGACACCAAUGCCCUGCUCACAGGUUGCCCUGGAGGCCCCUGGCCAGGCCUGAGGCUCUGCCACCAUGGCCAUUGUACACACACUGCCAGUGCCACUGGAGCCCGCACGUGAGACAGCCACUGCCCCACAAGCUCCAGCCAUGGGCAGCGUGAGCAGUCUUAUCUCGGGCCGGCCCUGUCCCGGGGGAUCUGCUCCUCCACGCCACCAUGGUGUCCCUGGGCCCACCUUCUUCCGCCAGCAGGAUGGGCUGCUACGGGGUGGCUACGAGGCACAGGAACCACUCUGCCCAGCUGUGCCACCCAGGAAGGCUGUCCCAGGCACCAGCUUUACCUAUAUCAAUGAGGACUUCCGGACAGAGUCACCUCCCAGCCCCAGCAGUGACGUUGAAGACCCGAGAGAGCAGCGGGCACACAAUGCCCACCUCCGUGGGCCCCCACCAAAGCUCAUCCCUGUCUCUGGGAAGCUGGAGAAGGCGUUCGGAGCGCGGCAGAGGCACUGGCCACGAGAGCGGGAGGACUGUGCAGCCCAGGCGCAGCAGGCCACGCAGCGUGUCCAGCGGGCCCAACAGCUGCUGCAGCUGCAGGUGUUCCAGCUGCAGCAAGAGAAGCGCCAGUUGCAGGAUGACUUCGCACAGCUGCUUGAGGAGCGAGAGCAGCUGGAGCGUCGCUGUGCUACCUUUGAGCGGGAGCAGCGGGAACUCGGGCCACGGCUGGAGGAGACCAAAUGGGAGGUCUGCCAGAAAUCGGGUGAGAUCUCUCUGCUGAAGCAGCAACUGAAGGAAUCUCAGGCAGAGCUGGUACAGAAGGGCAGCGAGCUGGUGGCACUGCGGGUGGCCCUUCGAGAGGCCCGGGCUGCCUUGCGGGUCAGCGAGGGCCGAGCCAGGGGCCUGCAGGAGGCAGCCCGAGCUCGGGAGCUGGAGCUGGAGGCCUGCUCCCAGGAGCUACAGCGGUAUCGCCAGGAGGCCGAGCGGCUCCGGGAGAAGGCUGGGCAUUUGGAUGCGGAGGCAGCAGGACUCCGGGAGCCCCCUGUGCCCCCUGUGCCCCCAGCCACCACCGACCCUUUCCUCCUGGCAGAGAGCGAUGAGGUUAAGGUGCAGCGGGCAGCAGCGGGAGCAGGAGGGAGCCUGCGGGCUCAGGUGGAGCGGCUUCGUCAAGAGCUGCAGCGCGAACAGCGGAGAGGGGAUGAGCAGCGGGACAGCUUUGAGGGGGAGCGGCUGGCCUGGCAGGCGGAGAAGGAGCAGGUGAUCCGCUACCAGAAGCAGCUGCAGCACAACUACAUCCAGAUGUACCGGCGUAACCGGCAGCUGGAGCAGGAACUGCAGCAGCUCAGCCUGGAGCUGGAGGCCCGGGAGCUCGCCGACCUGGGCCUGGCCGAACCAGCCCCCUGCAUCUGUCUGGAGGAGAUCACUGCCACCGAAAUCUAGGCUUGGCAAGGGCCACAAGCCACAAGACCAUCUGGGUCCCAGGACUCUGAGCACUCCAGGUCUCCCAGCCGAAGGGCCUCUGCCAAGCAUUCGGGUGGCCUUGUGACUUGAAGGAGCAAGAUCAGACCCCUUGAAGUUCCAUUCACUGUCCCCAGAGGCUCCUACCCACUCCACCAUUUCACUCCCCAGCGGCCAGUGCCACUGCCAGCCCUGUGUGUCCCCAGAUGUCUGCCAGCCCACUCCAGCUGGGAAGAGAAAGGGGCUACCCCAUCUCCACAUUCUACCUGCCUGAAGCCAGAGAGAGCCAGAAUGGCACCAGCUGCUCCAGAUGUGCCUGCCCCCAACAUGCCCAGGUGGAGGGACAGGGCUAGGACUGGGGUCUGAUCCCCAUGUCCCAGCUCUGCGAGCCUCUUCUGGACUGAGGGGGCUGAAGUCAGACCAAAGGAAGAACUCAGCAAUGUCUUGUUUAUUUGUGUUUGUGACCAAGCAGCCCCUCCCAAUACCAGGUUUAUGGCCUCGUUUUCACUUGUAUAUUUUUCACACUGUAAAUUUCUUGUACAAACCCAAAGAAAAAAUU